AUGCAGACCCCUAUUCUCAAAGCUCUUCCUGCGACCAUCGUGGCGACGGCCAAAGGUUCUUGGGCACUGCCUGUACGAGCCAUUCACUCAACCCCUAGUCGUCGCCAUGGGGCCGGCUCUGUGCCUGGGGGCAAGCCUUCCGAUGACUUCGUCACGGAACACGACAAUGAGCCCGAGCUGCAACCUGCCACCGGGACCACCGGUGGUCGUCCGAGAAACCAUACAGGUAGUGCUCUGAAGAGCCGCCUGGCUCGACGACGAGCAGCCUCCGCUCUGCCGCCAGUCACCCUGCCGUCCGAGUUCCUCCAUAACAACGUAUCCCUGUACGCCGUCGAGAGACUACCCCGGCUGCCGGCGGCGCUUGUUGAAGAUGCCACCCGCGACAAGCUGUCGCGACUUUUCCAAGGCCAUACCUCCCUGUCGAGACAGAACCACCGAGACAUGCAGUCAUAUUUCGAGACUGCUCUGACUUCCUUGCUUCUAAGAGAUUGCGAACUCGCAAUGGACUUUGAGCGCUCCAAAGCCCACGACAAUGACCACCGCUGGAACAAGCCUGCCUCAAUUCAGUCCGUCAUUCGAGUUUGGGACAUGAUCCUCGAUUCCGCCUGGCACGUGGUCGAUUGUAUCUAUCCAGCGAGACAGCCCGAUUAUACGUACAAAGUGCGGCCCUUCUGGUGGUGGGAUAUAUACAAAGACCUUGAUCGCCGCACCUCGAACUUUCGGGACCAACUUCUUGCCCUCACCGUUGCCCUAGACGAACAGCUCAGUCAUGCCGAACAGCUUGCCUACCCCUUAUCUCAUGCCGUUGUCGAUCUACCAGUAGAUACUCUCAUGUCUAUACAGAACGCAGUCAACCGCGAUCUGCAAGCACCACCACCAGCAGUUUUCGAUCCAAAAUCUAGCAAGCGCCCCAUAACUAUUCUUUCCACGUCUGGAUAUGGUGGCAAGUCUAUAUCCCAAGCUGUGGGGGAGCACCUGGCUUUCUGGAAUCAUGCAGACUUGAUUCACUUGGAUGCGCAAGAUCUCUCAGUGCUUGUAGGUGAUUACUUGGGGCUGAACUGGGCGUACUCUCGCGGCGCGGUUUCCAUGAUGGGCUUUCGUGCUUCUGAAAUAAACGGCAAGCUUGUGAAAGAGCCUAGCGGUGCCUCUGUCUUGAACGAGGAGGAAGACCAUGAUACGGAGGCCGGCAUCAUCGGACUGCGGGCAUCUACCGGCUCCCUUGACGAUGAGCUCCAAAAGAUCAGACAGGGCGAAUACGAUUGCUUCAGUAAAUGGGAGAAUCUUAAAAUUGAUAAGAUUUUGGACCAUAUUAUUCGAGCUCCGGAGCUGAAGGCCGUUUCUCCCCAAACCUCGCAGCGACCACUUCUUAUUCAUCUUCACGACAUUGUUGAAUUAAGCAUGACCUUGGAGGGAUCACUGUUGCUUGGCAGGCUGAGAGCGCUGGUAGACACGGCUUGGCAUCAGGGAACAAAGAUUGCCAUCGUAGGAACGUCUUCUUCCGAAAAGCCUUCUGAGGAAUAUCAGAACGCAGUCAGCCAAUUUGCGGCCACCGACUGGGUCAUUACGCGGCAUCUUGAGCCAGACCGAGUUGACAGACGGACAUGGGCAAAGACGAGUCCUGGGCAGGCCCGUUUCAGUCUCCAAAAAGCCGACUAUUUUACGGAGAAUAUAUGCAACAUAAAUCGCAUGCUCAGAGCACUGAGCCCCGAUGGCUCACCAGUGGUGGAAAUUUCAAAUGAGAACAUCAUGGCGUACCUCCAUUCUGGGAACCCCAAGUUUUCCCUUCUACGAGAUUCCAUUUUGCCUAUUCCUGAGGUGUAUCAUCUUGCCAGCUCCUUCAGGGCGCUUGAAGACCAAGACCCAGGGACUGGCCCUGUCGGAUUCUUGGAACGAUGUACAAUGGGCCCGCUUCGACAGCAACCUGGCCAACGCUUCCUUGACAAAGAAGACAACGAGAUGGACAACGAAGUGGACACACACCAUCAGAGCCGCGAAGAGACCAAGUCUGAUGGACGAAUGGGGAUGAUGAAGUUAAAUGAGUACGAAAAGCGCAUCUCUUCCGGGCAAAUAAAUCGGGAAAAUCUUUGCACAACCUUCGAAGAUGUUCAUGCGCCACAGGAGACCAUAUCUGCUCUUAAACUGCUCACGUCACUAGCCCUUGUACGUCCUGAUGCUUUUGCUUACGGCGUGCUAGCCCAGGACAGAAUUCCAGGUUGUUUGUUGUAUGGGCCACCUGGAACUGGCAAGACGAUGCUUGCAAAAGCCGUGGCAAAGGAGAGCGGUGCCAAUAUGCUUGAAAUAAGUGGCGCGACCAUCAACGACAAAUGGGUGGGAGAGAGUGAGAAGCUGAUUCGCGCGGUCUUCACCUUGGCUAAAAAGUUGGAGCCAUGCGUCGUAUUUAUUGAUGAAGCCGAUUCUCUGCUUGCAAAUCGCAGCAUGUUUAGCAAUAGAGCCUCACAUCGUGAGCACAUCAACCAGUUUUUGAAGGAGUGGGAUGGUAUGGAAGAGACGAACGCUUUUAUCAUGGUGGCCACGAAUCGACCCUUUGAUCUUGACGACGCUGUGCUCCGGAGGUUGCCUCGCAAGAUCCUCAUGGAUCUGCCGCUGAAAGCGGACCGCGCAGCCAUCUUGCGUCUGCUCCUGAGAGACGAGUCAUUGGACAGUUCCGUCUCACUAGACGAUCUGGCGCAGAAAACUGCAUACUACUCAGGUUCCGACCUAAAGAACGUUUGUGUCGCAGCUGCCAUGGCCGCAGUAGAGGAGGAGAACGAGGCGGCCGCCAAACACGAAGGCCCUGAGCCAUACCAAUACUCGGAGCGCCGUGUCUUGCGCCAUGUUCAUUUUGAAAAUGCCGUGAAGCAAAUACCUGCAAGCAUCAGCGAGGAUAUGACAUCGCUGAAGCUGAUACGCCGGUUUGAUGAUGAGUAUGGAAAUGGACGAAGGCAGAAAAAGAAGGCGUCCAUGGGAUUCGGGGUCCUUGACAACAAGGGCUAUGCUAACGGAGGCGAGGCGAGAAUCCGUUCUCCAAUCUCCGUGGAGUGA
Molecule: messenger RNA, 3042 nt
Organism: Metarhizium album ARSEF 1941
Lineage: Eukaryota; Fungi; Ascomycota; Sordariomycetes; Hypocreales; Clavicipitaceae
Product: ATPase, AAA-type, core
Exons: 1
Coding region: 1-3042 (1013 amino acids)
Cellular component (GO): mitochondrial outer membrane
Molecular function (GO): ATP hydrolysis activity; ATP binding
Source: RefSeq, a predicted model, not a curated record